AUGAGAAAUCACACAUUGGUGGAUGAGUUCAUUCUGUUAGGGAUACCUCAGACAGAAGGACUGGAGACUGUGCUCUUUGUCAUCUUCUUAUUCAUCUAUAGCUUUACCCUAUUUGGAAAUUUGCUCAUAUUUAUAGCAAUCAUUUCUUCUUCUACCCUUCAUACCCCCAUGUAUUUCUUCUUGGGACUUCUAUCCAUUUUUGACAUGUCAUUUCCUUCAGUAACCUGUCCCAAGAUGCUACUUUAUCUCUCUGGCCACAGCCAUACCAUCUCUUAUAAGGGAUGUGUUGCACAGCUCUUCUUCUAUAAUUUUCUGGGAUCUAGUGAAGGAUGCCUCUAUUCUGUGAUGUCCUAUGAUCGUUUUGUUGCCAUCUGUCACCCACUGAGAUACAUGCUCAUCAUGAAACUUGGAGUCUGUGUCAGCUUGGUCAUGGUAGCUGGAUUGGUGGGGUGUCUUCAUGCCACCAUCCUGACCUCAUUGACCUUUAAAUUAAUCUACUGUGGCCCCAACCAUGUGGACUAUUUCUUCUGUGACAUUCCUGAAGUUUUACCCUUGGCUUGCACUGACAGCUUCUUAGCUCGGAAAGUCAGUUCAAUUAACGUUGGCUUUCUGGCUCUAAUGCUUUUAUUCAGUGUUUGUGUCUCCUAUGUUCAUAUUGGGAUUGCCAUCCUAAGAAUCCAUUCAGCAGAGGGGAGGCAGAAAGCUUUCUCCACAUGCAGUGCUCACCUCACUGCAAUCCUCUGUGCCUAUGGACCUGUGAUCAUCAUCUAUCUGCAGGGCACACCCAACCCCCUGCUUGGUACUGUGGUUCAAAUAUUAAAUAAUAUUGUUUCACCCAUGUUAAACUCACUAAUUUAUUCCUUAAGGAACAAGGAAGUGAAAAGAUCUCUGAAAAGGGUGUUUCACAGUGUAGUCCUUGCUGUUCGGAAAUGA
Messenger RNA from Castor canadensis (American beaver), 933 nucleotides. RefSeq names its product olfactory receptor 10N1-like. Gene Ontology annotation, molecular function: olfactory receptor activity; G protein-coupled receptor activity. Gene Ontology annotation, cellular component: membrane. The record is from RefSeq and is a predicted model, not a curated record. NCBI's taxonomy places the organism in Eukaryota, Metazoa, Chordata, Mammalia, Rodentia, Castoridae. Gene Ontology annotation, biological process: G protein-coupled receptor signaling pathway.